AUGCUCUUCUCAACAACCAUCGCUCGCCCACUGCAACUGCUCACUCGCGUCCUGCAGUGGGCUAGCGCUGUCAUUGUCAUGGGCCUGACCUCGUUCUUCAUCAACCGUGGUCCCCGUGGCCAGCACACCAUCUACCAGGAAGUCAUUGCCGUCCUCUCAGUCGUCUUCUUCCUUCCGGCGUUCAUUUCGCCAUUCAUGCCCUCGUCGUUGAGCAGAUUCGUGCUCGCUAUCGACGUCGUCUUCUCCUACCUCUGGUUGACUGCCUUUAUUUUCGCCGCACAAGACUACAGCGGGAGCCGGUGCUUCUGGUCUAUCCCCGCAGGCGUCGAUUGCAAACGCAAGAGGGCCAAUGAAGCUUUUAUCUUCCUAGCUUUUAUCUUCACUUUCUUUGGCAUGUUCCUUGAAGUCGCUGGCCUCUGGGCCUAUCGCAAGGAAAACAGCACCCACCACACCAAUGAUAAAGCCAAUUCUGGGCCCCGUCCACCUCUUGAUGCGCCCGCAGCUCCUGCUGGAACUGUCUAA
This is a messenger RNA of Penicillium mononematosum, 522 nucleotides long. RefSeq names its product MARVEL domain-containing protein. Lineage: Eukaryota; Fungi; Ascomycota; Eurotiomycetes; Eurotiales; Aspergillaceae. Gene Ontology annotation, cellular component: membrane. The transcript is spliced from 4 exons. The coding region runs from base 1 to 522 and encodes 173 amino acids. The record is from RefSeq and is a predicted model, not a curated record.